AUUUCAUAAGAGUUAUAAGGAAAAAAAUCAUAAAAAAUCUCUUUUACAAAGGAGGAAUAUCUAAGCGCUAAAUUUUGGGAAAUAUUGUAACCUUAACGAAGCAUGACGUACUAUGUGUAUAGCGGUAAUUUUUGCUUGCACGAUUAUCUGCUUCGCUGCUGACGAUUCCUCGAUCUCUGGCGACGCUCUAGAAGCCGCCCUCAAGGACAAGAGGUACCUCAUGAGGCAGCUGAGAUGCGCCAUAGGAGAAGGACCUUGCGAUCCUGUCGGUCGACGCCUUAAAAUUUACGCUCCUUUAGUCCUGAGAGGAGCCUGUCCCAAGUGUUCACCGACGGAAGUACGCCAGAUCCAACAGGUGCUCGUCUUCAUCCAAAGAAAUUAUCCCAAGGAGUGGAACCAAAUUUUGAAACAAUACGGUGGACAGUGAACGCCGCAAAAGCACAUUAAACCGGUGUUUAAUAUGCAAUAUUUAUUUUUACCAAUAAAUAACAUUUUUGAGUAAAGUCAGUUUCAAAGAGGAACGUCAGUUUUGAAUCUCAAUAAAAAUUAAAAAAGGA
This is a messenger RNA of Cimex lectularius (bed bug), 557 nucleotides long. Its product is annotated as ejaculatory bulb-specific protein 3-like. The record is from RefSeq and is a predicted model, not a curated record. NCBI's taxonomy places the organism in Eukaryota, Metazoa, Arthropoda, Insecta, Hemiptera, Cimicidae. The coding region runs from base 113 to 427 and encodes 104 amino acids. The transcript is spliced from 3 exons.